Messenger RNA from Topomyia yanbarensis, 2531 nucleotides. Its product is annotated as LIRP-like. The coding region runs from base 971 to 1396 and encodes 141 amino acids. The record is from RefSeq and is a predicted model, not a curated record. The transcript is spliced from 3 exons. Gene Ontology annotation, cellular component: extracellular region. Gene Ontology annotation, molecular function: hormone activity. NCBI's taxonomy places the organism in Eukaryota, Metazoa, Arthropoda, Insecta, Diptera, Culicidae.
CAGUUGCACUUGUGAUGUUGAAGAAGUAGCACCUACAGUUGUUUAUAUAUUUAGAAAGGGCAAAACGCUGCAAACCGAUCAGAGGCUGACGCAAAGUGGUCAACUGGGACUGUUCCAGGGGAGAGCCCCGCAAAAAGGAAAAUCUACUGGACUGUGUUGUUUUUUGUUUUUCGCUGGAGGAAGAAGAAAUUCCAAGGUAGUCCAGACAACGGUCGGAUUUGUGCUGUGCCUGCCCGACUGCUCGCCUGCCUGCUCGCUGCUUCGUACUGUCCCUGUCCGCUUCCGCCAAGGACAGAGCCGCCGACGAGUGCGGAGAUUCGAGAGUUCGUGUGAACUGGAAACAAAAAAUAAAACAAGUCAGUGUCCUUUGAGCGUCGGUGCUUACCGCAGGGAAGGAUGAAAACCAUUUCGAAUGAAUGAACUUCGGUUUGGAUCUGGCUCGAAUCAGGAAGCGUGCAGUGUUUCGCAAGAUUUCUAGUGGUUAUCAAAUUCAAACAAAGAAACCAGUGUACGCUUAAUAGUUGGGAGAGUUACAUGUUGCAAACGUUUGAAUUCAGCCCGAAAGUGAUUGUAGUUUUUAUCAGCACCGAAACUGUGAUUAUAUUUAGUUGGUUCUAAUUUUAACUCAACGAAGUAGCUGUUGCUGACAGAGGUUCCGAAAACGCUGUAACUGCAGCCGCUUAUCAACUUGAGCCGACAAAGUGAGGGCUACCAAGUUCACGCGCGAGUGACACUUUUUUGUUUUGGUACGUGUGUGCGUGUCUGUGUGUAAUCGUCAGGCGGACUCUUCUUGUUGUUGUUGCUGUUGACCGUUUCCACGUGCUGGUCGCGUUUUGAAUGUGUACUGUGGAACUCUACUGGAUUGAUUUCGUAUUCAUUUUCAACAAGAACUGCUCAAAGUUAAUCGUGCCGGUGUACUACUGGAUCAUUCUGCUCUGCUGUCGACUGAUCACCGAAAGCCAGCAUAAAGAUGCGAUCAGUUUUGGUUAACCCGGCCGGAGCCUUGCUGAUGGUUCCAGUGCUAGCAACACUGCUGUCACUUCUCGUGCAUCAAAUUAAUGCUACACCAGUGCCGGCCCCGUCCAACAAUGGCGACGGUGAUCUACUGCUUCACCACAUCACACGGUCCCGGUACUGUGGCCGAAAGCUGACGGAAACGUUGGCGAUGCUCUGCCAAGGUCGCUAUCCAAUGAUGAGUCACCAUCGAUCAGAAUACCUUUCGGAUCAGCCCCAUCUCCCGGUGGAAGUUGAGGUGGCCACCCUGCCGGACAGUGGUGCGCACGGAUUUCCCUAUUCACGGUCCAAGGGCCACCGACGGGUGCGCCGAGCAGGGAUCUACGAUGAAUGCUGCAAAAAGAGUUGCUCGUACAACGAGCUGAGGAGUUACUGCGAGUGAUAGUCGGCCACGAGAUAGAUAGAUUCACAACAAGAACGUACAAACGGGUCCGGUUCUUGCCUUCCCUCCAGCGCUCGAUCGAAUGGCAGCAUGGGGAUUCUGCGGCGACGUUUUAGGACCGCCCUGGUGGCAGGCUGUUUGGGUAUCUCAGGCGCAAUGAUCACCACAAUUGGGCAAAUAUAUGUGCAAGUAGGCGGAUAUGGAAGGAAUGGCUUUCUUUCGUGACAAAAAAAAACAUACUUCGACCUAAAUGAUUUGUAGGAUUAUUUAAAACAAAUUUUCAAAUGCUUUACUUUUCAAAACACACGCUGUCACGCGAACAAAGCAAAUUCGCGAGUAUCAAAAAUACAAAAUGUGACUGAAGUAUUGUAAACACAAAACUGGGAGCGGAAAUAUAUUUUUAGUUCUCAAACAUGCAUUUCUGUGUUAGGGAACAAGGAACGGAAAACGGGCUUAAUUCGUUUGUAUACAAUUGAAUAAAAUACUACUUUUUAGGAAAGCUUUCCUUGUUCCCUGAAAUCUCCCCUAUUGUAUUUAUUAGUUAGAAGAAAAAAACUACAAAAUAGCAUAGUAAGCGAACAAACAAUUCAAAUGCAAGUAUAUGUUAUUCAGCUGGUUUAUUUAUUAUUGCUUCAUAUGUUAUCAGUUUUAUUUGUCUCGAACUGCUAUACAAGCUAGAAAUAUUGCAACUUAAGACGAAAGGAGACUAUCCGGAUAUUGUUGGAAGUGAUUCGGUCUCCUUACGCCUUUUUUACGAUGUAAACAUUCGAAAUUCGUUCGAGUACUAGUUUUUUUUGUAUUCAGACCCUAUUCUAUAGUGAAAUAGCACAUAAGGCAUCAUAUUUUGUACCGAUUGUGAUCACAGAGCUUCAACCAUACGGGAGAAGCAAAACGAAACAUAAAAUCAAAAUUAGGUAAUAUUUUUACAAUUCUAACCGCGACUCUUUAUUUCAAUGAAAGAAUCAUUCCCUCAAAACAACCAAUUUCUGUUUUAUGGUAUACGGAUUUCCGUCAUUUACCUACUGUGCUCUUUCAAAUGACAUCGAUUUUUACGUGGGUUUCUAUCACUUUAUCGUAAUAGGAAGCGGCCAUCUUGAUAUUCCGAAUGGCUACCAAUAACUCGUUCAGCAACAUG